This is a messenger RNA of Cordyceps fumosorosea ARSEF 2679, 741 nucleotides long. RefSeq lists its product as hypothetical. The coding region runs from base 1 to 741 and encodes 246 amino acids. Lineage: Eukaryota; Fungi; Ascomycota; Sordariomycetes; Hypocreales; Cordycipitaceae. The transcript has 3 exons. Gene Ontology annotation, cellular component: EMC complex. The record is from RefSeq and is a predicted model, not a curated record.
AUGCGUCUCCUCCCAUCCGCCGCGGGGCUCCUCGCCCUUCUCGACCUCUCCGCCGCCUCCACCAUCACCCUCUACCUGCCCUCCACGCCCGCGCCCGCCUCCCUCUCCCCUCGCGCCCACGCCACGCUCAGCGCGCCCGGCCUGCGCCUCUCCGCACCCCUCUCCGACGCGCACGCCUUCGUCUUCCGCAACGUGACCGCCGGCUCGUACCUGGUCGAUGUGCACUGCCCCAGCGAUGGCUUCGCGCCCCUGCGCGUGGACGUGUCCGACGAGGCGGCGGUGCAGGCGUGGGAGACGUUUCGCGGCAACGACUGGGAUAACAAGGGCGAGGCGCUGACGCUGCAGAGCAGGGAGGACGGGUCGUCGGGCUUCGAGGUGCGCGCGCUCGGUCGCAAGACGUACUUUAUGGAGCGUCCCAAGUUCUCGGUGAUGAGCAUCCUGAUGAACCCGAUGAUCCUGAUGGGUCUGGUGUCCAUGGUCAUAUUCAUCGGCCUGCCCAAGCUUGUCGAGAACAUGGACCCCGAAACGCGCGCCGAGUGGGAGGCAUCGCAAAAAGAGAACCCGAUGAACUCGAUCCUCGGCGGUGCCGGGCAGCAGCAGGCCAACCCGCUCGGGAACUUUGACAUGGCCGCGUUCAUGGCGGGCUCGAAGAAGAAGGAGGGCGGCGGCGGACAAGGCGCUGCGACGGCGGCGAGCGGUGCCGAGAGCAAGGCCAACAAGCCCCAGGGCGUGAGGCGAUGA